CACGACCGCUUGUGAACGCCUCUCCAACCCGCACAUCCACCAUGGCCUCGAAACUGGUCCCGCUCGCCUUCCGCAGCGCCUCGCGAGCCCUGCGCGUCCAGCGCCCCCAAUGGCGCGCAUUUAGCGUCUCGCGGCCGGCUCGCAGCGACAACCUCAUGGUUCACCGCGACAGCCCUGAGAACAACCCUUCAAUCCCGUUCAAGUUCACGGAGCAGAAUGAGCAGCUCAUCCAGGAGAUUGUCUCGCGGUACCCCUCUAACUACAAGAAGGCCGCCGUCAUGCCGCUGCUCGAUCUCGGCCAGCGCCAGCACGGGUUCUGCAGCAUCAGCGUCAUGAACGAGGUUGCGCGGAUACUGGAGAUGCCGCCCAUGCGCGUGUACGAGGUCGCGACCUUCUACACCAUGUACAACAGGACCCCCGUGGGCAAGUUCCAUGUGCAGAUCUGCACAACGACGCCCUGCAUGCUCCGCAACAGCGAUGCUGUCAUGAAGGCCUGCGAGGACACGCUGGGCAUCCACCACGGCCAGACCACCAAGGACGGCCUCUUCACCAUGACCGAGGUCGAGUGCCUCGGUGCAUGCGCAAAUGCCCCCAUGCUCCAGAUCAACGACGACUUCUACGAGGACCUAACCUACGAGACGACCCAGUCGCUUCUCAACGCGCUCAAGCACGCCACCGAGACCACGGGCGCCCAGCCCGGCGCCCCCGGACUCGCCAGCGCCAGCGGAGCGGAGCAGGGCAGCAAGGGCGAGGCAGCACUCGAGUCGCAGGGCCGGGGCUACGCGACCGGCGGCGUCAAGCUCCCUUCUCCUGGACCUCUGAGCGGACGAGUCAGCUGCGAGCCUGCGGGCGGAUUGACAGCGCUGAAGGGCGAGUUCUGGGGCAACGAAAAGCUGAGGACGGACGGUGCUCUCGAUUGAGCGUGUAUAUGUGUUUGUCUGCUUUCUCGGGAUCUGGAAGUCGUUGCAUCUAGCGACUGAUUGCGAU
This is a messenger RNA of Didymella exigua CBS 183.55, 987 nucleotides long. RefSeq lists its product as uncharacterized. Bases 42 to 920 code for a protein of 292 amino acids. Gene Ontology annotation, molecular function: NADH dehydrogenase activity. Lineage: Eukaryota; Fungi; Ascomycota; Dothideomycetes; Pleosporales; Didymellaceae. The transcript is spliced from 3 exons. The record is from RefSeq and is a predicted model, not a curated record.